This is a messenger RNA of Brachypodium distachyon (stiff brome), 2537 nucleotides long. RefSeq names its product scarecrow-like protein 9. Gene Ontology annotation, cellular component: nucleus. NCBI's taxonomy places the organism in Eukaryota, Viridiplantae, Streptophyta, Magnoliopsida, Poales, Poaceae. Gene Ontology annotation, biological process: regulation of DNA-templated transcription. Bases 261 to 2396 code for a protein of 711 amino acids. The record is from RefSeq and is a predicted model, not a curated record. Gene Ontology annotation, molecular function: DNA-binding transcription factor activity; sequence-specific DNA binding. The transcript has 2 exons.
GUAUCCCAUCAUCCCGGGACUCGUCUGUCUGAAAGCCAGUUCCAUCAUCCUGGCUCUCCCAUUGCGCGGGAGAGCGCUUUUGCGGUUCUUUUUGGAGUCUUCAGUCCCGUCCUCAGUUCUGUGGGGCGUCCAGUCCUGCAAAUUUCAACGUCAGUGGGUUCUUAUAUGUGAACACUGCAGCAAAUUAAUGGAUAGACCUGGUGCAAAGUAUAAUCAUCGCCACCACUGACAAGUCCUGCUUUGGUGAUAUUCACAGCAUUAUGGCAAAUAGGCCUGAAUGCCAUGCCAAUUCUUCCCAGGAAUUCAUCCAGACAACAACCAUUUCUAAUGAUUUGGAGUUAUUUUUGCAUCCACAAAGCUCCAUGCGUUAUUACCCUCCACCAUCAAUUGUCUCCAGCAAGGACGCUCAUGUUGCGUGGAGCACACCUUAUUCUUGUAUCUACAGCCCCCAAUCCUACAUAGUCAGUAGCAAUGUAAGAUCAGAUUGGCGCGGAAUCAGUGCGGCAGACAAUCCAGAGCACCCUAGGCUUAAUCCAGAUACAACUCUCAGCUACAUAGAGCAGAUGUUGAUGCAGGAUACUGAUGACAAGGUCAGAUCACAUCAUGGAGAGACAGCCAUUAGAACUAUGGAGGAACCAUUCUAUAAGCUUCUUGGACAAAAAUAUCCAGUUCUGCCUGAGCUGUCACCACUUUGUCGCUGCGGUCGCCUGAAGAACCUCAAUGGUAACAUCAGCAAGCUUACUGGACAAUCAUGCAGUACCUGCUCUGUGAAUAUCAGUUCAAGUAAUGAUCACUCCAAUGAAAACACACAAGAUUUUCAGGCUCCAUGGACUUUAUCUUCCAUUGUUGGAGAGGCAUUCACCCAGGGUACAGAAAGAAUGGAGAUUGGUUUGAACAUUAAUGGCCUUGCCAUUACUAAAAAGCCUAGCCGAGAUAAUCAUCCACUUCAGAUUAGUGCUCAAGAUACAAUGAGACAUGCAUCGUUUGAGGUCCGAGGUCGAAAAGGUUAUCCAGGUAUAGAUGGUUUUGAUUUGCUAGAAGAAAGGAGUAACAAGAAGUUCGCCAUUUUCUCUGAUGAGCUAAUCCGGAAUGAGUUGUUCGACAAGGUUCUACUUUGCUCUGAAAAUAAGCUUGUAGGUGAAGGUAUUGUUUUGCAAGGAACCAUGCCAUACAAGUGUGCACAGAAGGAUCAAGGAAGAAAAUCAGCUCUGCAGAAGACGAGAGGUAGAACACAACAAAAGAAAGAGGUGGUGGAUCUCGGAACCCUCCUUAUCAAUUGUGCAGAAGCAGUAUCCUUGAACAACGGCAGCGUAGCAAGUGAAAUACUAAAAAAGAUAAGACGACACUCUUCACCAUGUGGAGAUGAUUCCCAGAGGCUAGCAUUCUAUCUAGCAGAUUGCCUGGAGAUACGAUUAGCUGGAAAUGUGAGUCAAAUAAGCCAGAAGACCAUCACUGCACCAAUAGAUGUAGCACAUAUAUUAAAGCUACUCCAUUUGUGUUACACAGUAUGCCCUUACUUGAGGGCAUCAUAUUAUUUAUCUAACAAGACUAUCCUUGAUGUCUCAAAGGGGAAACCACGAGUGCACAUUAUUGAUUUUGGCAUCUGCUUUGGUUUUCAGUGGCCAUCACUAUUUGAACAAUUUGCAAAUAGAGAAGGUGGGCCGCCUAAGCUUCGGAUUACAGGUGUAGAGAUACCCCAGCCAGGUUUCCGGCCAGAUGAAAUGAAUAAGAACACAUGGCUACGAUUAGUUGAAUAUGCCAACAUGUUCAAGGUACCUCUUGAAUAUCGACUGAUCUCAUCAAAAUGGGAAGCAAUCUCCAUAGAAGAUUUUUACAUUCAGAAAGAUGAAGUACUCGUAGUCAAUUGUAUAAACCGAAUGAAGACUCUUGGUGAUGAGACGAUAUCCAUCGAUAGCGCCAGGAAUAGGGUGCUCAAUACCAUAAGGAUGAUGAAGCCAACAGUUUUCAUACAUGGAGUUGUGAAUGGAUCUUACAGUACCCCGUUCUUUUUACCACGUUUUAAAGAGGCCAUGUACCACUAUACUGCACUGUUUGACAUCCUUGAUAGAACUACGCCACGAGACAAUAAGACAAGAAUGAUGUUAGAGGGGCAUCUAUAUAAAUUUGCAAUUCUUAAUGUCAUUGCAUGUGAAGGAUCAGAAAGGACUGAGAGGCCAGAGAGUUACAAGAAAUGGAAGGUUAGAAGCCUCAGGGCCAGACUUGAGCAGCUUCCGUUGAAUCCAGCCAUUGUGAAACAAACACAGUGUAUGGUGAGACAAAUUUAUCACAAAGAUUAUUUUGUUGAUGAAGAAGAUCAAUGGCUCGUGUUGGGAUGGAAGGGAAGGAUACUCUAUGCAAUAUCCACAUGGAAGCCAAAUGAGUCAGAUGAUGGGUGAUUAAGACUCGAGAUAUUUACUGCUGCACAACAAGUGCAAAACUCUGCUGCUUAUGAGGUUCUGAGGUUCUGUUUCAAGUUUCAGAUGCCUUUGAUUUGGUUGAGCUAAAAGUGCAUUGUCAAAUUAAUUACUUGUCAUCGC